Molecule: messenger RNA, 882 nt
Organism: Suillus bovinus
Lineage: Eukaryota; Fungi; Basidiomycota; Agaricomycetes; Boletales; Suillaceae
Exons: 8
Coding region: 1-882 (293 amino acids)
Source: RefSeq, a predicted model, not a curated record
AUGGGCAUACCUUUGGAUGAAGCUUCACUCUUAGCUUUGUUUCUAGAAACUUUGUUUUAUGGCGUGUUCUUGGUAUUGUACUGCUUAACACUAUUCGUCCUGCUCAAGAACACUGGCUCAAAUCGGCGACUACUCAUCCCAAUCGCAACUGUGCUGUUCUGUAUGGCAACGGCUCAUCUAAUUGUUGAUUUUGUUCGAAUUAUGGAGGCAUUCGUAUUCAAUGUGGGCAAAAUGAGUGCAAAUGCCUACUAUGCUAACCUUGCGUCGCCAUUGGAAUACGCAAAAACUGUACUUUACGUUACGCAAACCAUUCUCGCUGAUUGCGUCCUUGUUUGGCGAUGUUACGUACUUAACCACAGAAGUCUCUUCGUCGCAAUCCCUGGUCUAAUCGUGCUGUGUACGAACACUGUGACUGGGUACAUCAUCGUGUGGUCCCUUUCCAAGGCCAACAGUUCAUCCACCGUUUUCACCACUGCUCACUCAUGGAUCACCACAUUCUUCACGUUGACUAUGAUUACAAGUGUCACCUGCACUUCUUUGAUCGCUUGGCGCAUCUAUCACACUCGACGUUUCAUGUCAGAUGGAUUUGCGAUGUAUUUACCCAUUUUGAUCGUCAUUGUGGAAAGUGGCGCUAUAUAUGCGACGGGCGUCCUUUCGAUUCUUCUGGCAUACCUGUCCGGAUCCAAUGGUCAAUAUACCGUGCUGGACGCUGUGUCUCCUACUAUGGGAAUUGUAUUCUGCCUCACCAUCCUGCAAGUACACUUCCAAGUAGGCGGCAAGUCCAUGAUGACACGGUCCCUUGAACCAAGGGGCGCCAAUAGUGGCUCUUCAGAGAGCCAGGAGACAGAGAUCAUUCAUGCCAGCAUGAUGGAUGGGAAUUAG